Messenger RNA from Capsicum annuum, 2187 nucleotides. RefSeq names its product serine/threonine-protein kinase BSK2. Gene Ontology annotation, biological process: brassinosteroid mediated signaling pathway; protein phosphorylation. Bases 312 to 1724 code for a protein of 470 amino acids. The record is from RefSeq and is a predicted model, not a curated record. Lineage: Eukaryota; Viridiplantae; Streptophyta; Magnoliopsida; Solanales; Solanaceae. The transcript is spliced from 11 exons. Gene Ontology annotation, molecular function: ATP binding; protein binding; protein kinase activity.
AAAGCAUUUACUCCCCAAGUCCCACUCCCACUCCCCCAACCACGUUGUUGUUCUUCCACUGUUCUCUCUCUUCACGUGCUGAUCAUGUGACUAAACCCCUCUAUUCUCGGCGUCCCCUUCUUUGGCGGCCUCUCUUUCCUUUUUCUGUUCUCACCUUUACUUUCACUAAUCAUUACUACUAACUAUCUUCUUGUUAUCCAUUUUCCACUACUCAUUAGCUACUAAAGGUUCAAACUUUCUUGAUUCUUGAAGGUUUGAGUUAAAGAAACUGUUUGUAAGUGUGCAUUUUUGUCUAUGUGAGCUGAUGAAAUAUGGGCUGUUUACAGUCCAAAACUGCAAAUGUUCAGUCCCCUGAUAAAGAACCUUCUCAAGAUGACUCAAAAACAGAUCUUGCUAAUGGGGAUCAAGUAGACCAAGAUCAAGUGCCUGCAUUCAAGGAAUUUAAUCUUGCCGAACUUCGAGCAGCUACAAAUGGCUUUAGUAGCGAAUUAAUAGUUUCUGAAAGUGGUGAGAAAGCUCCCAACGUUGUCUACAGAGGGAAGCUUCGUAGCAACAGGCUAGUUGCCAUCAAGCGAUUCUCUAGACAGUCGUGGCCUGACGCUCAACAGUUUGUGGCAGAGGCAGCUGGAGUUGGCAAGGUUCGGCAUAAGAGAUUGGUGAAUCUAAUUGGUUGUUGUGCAGAGGGAGAUGAACGCCUAUUGGUUGCAGAAUACAUGCCUAAUGAUACUCUCUCAAAGCAUCUCUUCCACUGGGAGAAACAACCAGUGCCCUGGGAGAUGCGAGUAAGAGUUGCAUACUAUAUUGCACAGGCUCUGGAUCAUUGCAGUGCUGAAAACAGAAAGAUAUAUCAUGAUUUGAAUGCUUACAGAGUUCUUUUUGAUGAGGAAGGCGAUCCUCGAUUAUCUAGUUUUGGUCUAAUGAAAAACAGCAGAGAUGGAAAGAGCUAUAGCACCAAUCUUGCUUAUACACCUCCUGAGUUUUUGCGCACAGGCCGGGUAAUCGCAGAAAGUGUGAUGUACAGCUAUGGAACCGUUCUGCUGGACCUUUUGAGUGGAAAACAUAUCCCACCAAGCCAUGCACUAGACUUAAUUAGGGGUAAAAAUGUGUUGUUAUUAAUGGAUUCAUCCUUGGAAGGACAAUAUGCUGAUGAAGAUGCAACAGCAUUGGUUGAACUUGCUUCAAAAUGUCUUCAGUAUGAGGCUAGGGAUCGGCCUGAAAUCAAAUUCAUUCUUAAUGCAGUGGAGCCUCUUCAGAAGCAGAAGGAGGUUGCAUCACAUGUUCUGAUGGGUCUAACAAAAACUCCAGUGGUGCUUCCAACCAUGCUCUCUCCUCUUGGAAAGGCUUGUGCAAGGAUGGACCUCACUGCCGUCCAUGAUAUCUUGCUAAAAACUGGGUAUAAAGAUGAGGAGGGUGCUGAAAAUGAGCUCUCAUUCCAAGAAUGGACGCAACAAGUACAAGAUAUGUUAAAUACCAAGAAAUUUGGGGAUAUUGCUUUUCGGGACAAGGACUUCAAGAGUGCAGUUGACUAUUACUCUAAGUCACGAGACAUCGAAGAAACUGUGGAAAAGAUUGGGAUGAUGUUUACUUUCAUUCGUCAGGUUGGUAUCAAUGAUGCCUGCCCCUUCCGGCACUGUUUUUGUGAGGCGAGCCCUUUCCUACAUGAUGAAUGGGCAAGCAGAACUUGCACUAAGGGAUGCUAUGCAAGCCCAGGUUUGCUUGCCUGAGUGGCCUACUGCAUUCUAUAUGCAGGCUCUUUCCCUAUCCAAACUUGGCAUGGAAACUGAUGCUCAAGACAUGCUCAACGACGGAGCUUCCUUUGAAGCAAAAAAGUUAAACAGUUGGCGUAAUUGAUUCUGGCACGUUUGGUGGAUCAAGAACCUCACCACCCUUUACCAAAGCUAGAGAUAGCUAUAGUAAGGAUGAGACGGAAUACUAAAGGGGAACCAAAGGUAAUGUGGUGUUUAGGGGUUAUAUUUAUCUCGGCCCUCGCUCUUUUGUAGCCAAUACAGUUCCAUACAGAAAAUGUAUAAAUCACUCUAGUGUAAUCCCUUAUAGCUUAUUCCGUUCCGCGAUGAAUGCCAAUUCUUAGUUUUGAAACUCUUCAAGAGUUCUUUCUUUGUCAUGUUUGGGUAAACAUUACUGCCAUUGUCUGUGUUGCUAUUUAUGGUUAUUUUACCUGUUGAUCGA